AGUCAGGACGGGGUUUGUUGGGGGUUGAAGAAUGUUUUUAUGGGGUUUGGGCUUCGGUUGAUGAAAAUAAAUAAACAGAUUGUAGCUGUUGCCACUGGUCUGAGUGCUUGUUAAGCUAACAGCGGUUAACAUAGCGUAAGCGCGAAGUGUGUGCACUGUGUAGUGUGUACAGCGUGGUCGCGAUGAGCGGCGCGAAGAUUGUGGUCUACGGCCGCGGGCGCUGGCGCGAGGUGGACCUGGCGUCGGGGCGCGUGGCGGGCUGGGGCGCCGCGAGCUUCGUGUGCAUGCGGCGCGGCCGCCUGGAGUGCGUGCCGCGCGCGGUCGUGCAGCGAGCGCUGAGCGCCGCCGGCCGCCAGCUCGGCGCCUCCAAAGAUGGACCCAGGCUGUCGCAAAUAAGGGACCUGGCGAUCACGAGGCAGUCUACGGGCAGGACGCCGCGGCAGUGGGAGGGAUGCACCAAGGCUCAUCAGAGUCAUCAUGCACAUGAGUGCUGUCAACAGCAUCAUUUGCAGUCCAACACAGAUACCAACUUCAACAGUAUCCUCAAGCCGCCCACCAUCACGGUGGGCGUGCAGUGCAGCGGGCAGGCCGCCGCCGCCGUGCAAGCCACGCUCAUGCAUGCAGACAGAGUCAACCACAGUCUAAAAUACCAGUUGCAAGCAGAUCCACCACACAGGAACAGCGAUCAGGGGUGUGGGGAGUUGAGGAGUAAAGAUCAUGGCAGCAAGGGGUCCGGGAGAAGAACACUUAUAAGCAGCAAAAAGAAAACACAGGAGCCAACAAGCAGUGACGCAGGCGCGGGAGCUGACACGCAGAGAAAAGAUAACUUGCAAACAAAAAGAGCUCUCACAAGUGAAGCUGUUGAGACCAAAGUUGUGCAAGUGAGGAGAAAUGUAAGUCAGGAAGUUUUCAGCAGCAACAGCGACUUUGAAACACGGAGAAGUAAGAAUUUACACAGAAGCAAAGCUCUUGUUAGACAAGCAAUAGAGAAUAAAGUCGUGCAAGUGAGGAGAAACCAGAGUUCAGAAUCAUCAAGCAGCGACAGUGAGUUUGAAUCACGGAGAAAAAAGAAUUUACAGAGAAACAAAGGCGGCGGUAGUAAAGGACCGAGAAGUAAGGGUCGUGGGAGCCGAGCCAAGAGCAAAUCCCUUUCACAAAGACAAUAUGAGGAAACACGGGACUCUCCACCCUUGGAGAUGCUGAUCUCGGAGGAGAUGGUCAUGCUCGUGCGCAGCUUCGUAGAGAAGGACGAGAGCAACGUGUUCGGCGUGCAGCUGGAGCUGUACGACACGGACGACGAGUACAAGAGGCAGUUCUUCUACCGGCUCAACCCUGUCGUCGACGUGGAGAGAUGCCCUCAAAUAUCGCGCAUGCUACGGGACAGAGCCAGCAUGGCUGACUCCGUCUCCCUGCAGGACUUCAUCGCGACGCUCGGCCUGCGCAGUGUGACGAACACCAGCGCCGGCCAGACGAGGUACCGCAUGCGCGCGCGGCGCAGCAGUGACGUCACCGAGCUGCGCCCGCGCGGCCACAGCGACAGUGAGCUAGACAAGGAGAACGAUACGAAAGCCGCGCCCCGGGUGAAGAGGGACAACACACAGCUGGACAGAGUCCUUGAAGAGAACACGCGCAACAAACACCACAACCGCCAGCUUAAACCCGGCUCUAACUCCAGAACUAAAAUGCGGGAUAGUCCAAGGAAGCAGCUGAAGGAAGUGGAUGUGAUCAGUAAUAAAGGAAGGAAGGGCUUGAAGGAUGUAGGAGAUGUGGGCAGUAAAAAGGAGAUGAAGGAAUUGAAAGAAGUAAGGGAUUUGAGCAGUAAAAAGGAGAGGAAGGAGCUGAAGGAAGUAGGAGGAAGGGACAGGGAGGAAGAGGAGGGGGGCAAGAAGAAACCGGCGAAGGGAAGGGGAGGGGGCAUACGCGAGUACAGCGCUGCGGAGGACGAGCACGUGGUGCGCUGGGUGCGCGGCGCGGGGCGCGCCAGCAUGGUCAACGGCAACCGGCUGUGGCGGCAGCUGCAGCCCGACCACCACGCCAGCACCGGCUGCUUCCGUUCGUGGCAGUCGCUGCGCAAUCGAUACCUGCGCUACCUGCUGCCCGCGCUGGGCGCCAUGCCGCUGCCGCCGCAGGAGGCCGCCCGGCUGAGGGCCGCCGCCGCCACCGGCGAGAUGAAAACACGCAAGCUGCCCGCACGCCGCGCCUCCGUGUUCCAUCAACCGCCCGUGCGAAGCGCUUGGGGCCGCCUGCCGCGACCGAAGCCCCAGGAGACCCUCAUCGUGUCAGACGCAGAAGAGGAAGCAUCCCAAACACGCUCACUUCGCUCCGCCAACGCUACCCACACACUCGACCAAUCACCAAAGAGGAACAAGGACACACUCAAACGCGCACUCGACCAAUCACCAAAGAGGAACAAGGACGCACUCGCACGUUCAAUCGACCAAUCAGCGGCGAGGACCAAGAACAUAUUCACACGCACACCGACGUACUCCGAGCUCACCAAGCGCUUCGCGGUCUGGCACCGCUCCACGCCCAACUCCGACAGCGUCCGGCCGACCGACAGCACCGACACCUCCAGCGCGCUGUCCAGCUCCACCACCAGCUCCGACCGCCGCGUCCGCCCACGCGGCUCCACUUCCGACUCGGGCGCCCGGCCGCCUCCCAAACGGCGGAGAACUCGACAGCCAGAUACAAACCAAACCGUCGACACCGAUUCCAACUCCCCGGAUGCCGAUAAACCAGACCGACGCCGGGGACAGACCGCCCGAAACCUCACAACGAAGCGAGCUCGGUCCAAAUCUCUAGAUAGGGACUCAGGUAGUGAACCGAGCGGGCGGCGCACGAGCGCUCGCCUCACUAACGGAAAUAGCAAGCAACUUGCCGCAACAAGCAACAAGCAAUCCAACAAGCGCAGGCGGAGCAGAACUCCGGAUUCGGAUACAGACAGCCGCCGGCCUAACAAGCGGCUCAGAAGCGACAGGAGCGAAAAUACCGACAACACGAAGAAACAGAGCGGAGUCAACAGUGAUUCUCUCCGGCUUAACGGCAAACUCGCCGAACGACGGCAGCGUCUGAACGCCGACCAAUCUUUGAUUAAGGAUUACCGACCGACGGGAAAGGCUGACCGACGGAGCGACAAAAAUGUGAGAAAUGACCAGAAUCCCGACAAAAGUGACAGACAGGCGGGAAGCUCCCAACGUAUCGACAAAAGUGACAGACACGCCGACAAAAAGGACAGACUAGGCGACAAAAGUGACAGACACGCCGACAAAAGGGACAGACUAGGCGACAAAAGUGACAGACACGCCGACAAAAGGGACAGACUAGGCGACAAAAGUGACAGACACGCCGACAAAAGGGACAGACUAGGCGACAAAAGUGGUCAACGACGCGAUACAAGUGCUCUGAAUAAUAAGGGUGAGUUGCGAAGAGACGAGCGAGGCAGGUUCAAGCCGCGCACGCGCCGCCUCUACAACCCCAACGCUAUGUGACGAUAUCGGUAUGAACAAAAAGAAACGCUUUUCACUAGUUGAUGAUCCCGCGGGAACUCCUUGAUUUUCCGGGAAAAAGUCUUCAGACCAUUUACCAUGUCGAUGUAAAAAAUCACGUGGAUCCGUUGCUCCGUUGCGACGUAUUGGAGAACAAACAAAUACACUUUUGCAUUUAUAACAUGGGUGAAAUAGUGAUAAAUUAUGUAUUUUCUUUACGAAGUGACAUUCUCAUACAUUUACUAUGCGUUUCGAAUGUGAGUGACGACAGUACAUCUUGUGUGUAUAAAAUUUUUAUUCAACAAUAUUUACAGCAUGCUCUUUGUAUUUUCCUUUUUAUUUUUAAAGGAAACUUACGAAAAUAUAAAAUUAUGUAAAAAUAAAAAUUUGAAAUUAUGGCGACGGUGUUCACAUUUGUGACGCAUAGUACAGUCGUGUGUGUUUAUAUGUAUCACGGAAUUCUGAAUAAAUAUGGAAGUGUCAAGUGAGGAGCGCGUGUGGUCGCCGCGCAGAUGUGUAGUGAGACAUCAGUGCGCUUUAUUGUAAAAACAGACAUAUUAGCGUAGUUUUAAAGUUUAAUUUACAUUGCGUUGCAUGCUAGAGAUAUUUUCUCAAACGUUUGAAAUGUUUAUUAUGUAAAUACAUACAUUGCAUAAUAUAAUAUAUGACUUCAAAUUGUUAGUUUUGCAAUAUUGUAUACUUUUUAAUGGAGGGAAGUAACGUAAAAGCUACUUCAAAACAGCAAUUUUUAUUUAAAAUGGCCGCCAAACAAACCAGCUGUGUGAGACCACCGUCUUUUAUAGAGUUGCGUGUUAAACAAUGUACCUUGUUGUAUCAUACAGCCAGAGUCCCACGCGACACGCACUGUCCCGGUAUUUAUUAAAGAACGCUGCACAUACCAUUUCUAUUACCUUGUUUAGUUCUGUGAGCUUGUUGUACAGAAUUCAUUUUUAUUUUUUUCUAGUUUACUAUAAUUUUAAACUUUUUUCUUCCCAAAACUUUUAUCAUAUAGCUACUGCAGCAAGCUCGCGCGAGAGGAGAGGAAUUGUAUAUCAUUUUUCAUAAUUUAUUACAUUUUACUUAUCUUUUAAACAGAUGCUUACAUUUACACAUUCUACACCUUAGUACACUAAAGUGUAGAAUGUGUAAAUAACUAAAGAUAUUAUAUAAACAUAUAGGGGAACUCUGGUUGUGCGUGUGCUUGUCACAACUUAUAAUCAUCAAAGCCGCGUUUCCAUUAUGCACGUUCUUGCGUGCAGGUAUGACGUCACACUUGCGUGCAAGUAUGACGUCACACUUGCAUGCAAGUAUGACGUCACACUUGCGUGCAAGUCGCUUGCAUCACA
This is a messenger RNA of Maniola jurtina (meadow brown), 4831 nucleotides long. RefSeq names its product zinc finger CCCH domain-containing protein 13-like. Lineage: Eukaryota; Metazoa; Arthropoda; Insecta; Lepidoptera; Nymphalidae. Bases 183 to 3488 code for a protein of 1101 amino acids. The record is from RefSeq and is a predicted model, not a curated record. The transcript is spliced from 12 exons.